Benincasa hispida (wax gourd) is the source of this 1352-nucleotide messenger RNA. RefSeq lists its product as uncharacterized. Lineage: Eukaryota; Viridiplantae; Streptophyta; Magnoliopsida; Cucurbitales; Cucurbitaceae. The record is from RefSeq and is a predicted model, not a curated record.
GAUUGUGUAUAUAAAUAGAGAGGUUACUUCUGCAAUAUUGGCCCAAAACUCCCCAAUUCCCACCAGAAGGCCUACGACCAACAUCGGAUUUUUUUCUCUAAAUCUAAAAUCACUUCCAGUGCUUGAAGAAAUGUUGAUGGGACACACAGAGGGUCUAUCUCAAUGCCAGCACUCGAAGGAUCAUCUUCUAUCCGAUCUGAUAUGUGAGUUGGAUAUUGAUGAAGCUGCAGAUUGCUCUGAACAGAUUCUGUAUGAAGCGUCUUUCAAGGAAUUUGGGAGAUACAGUGUUCAAUAUGACACUAUUAUAUGGCUUUCUAUAUCAUUGCUGCUGGUUUUAGCUUGGGGUUUUGGGAUAAUCAUGCUACUAUAUCUGCCAUAUAGGAGAUAUGUGCUUCAGAAGGAUUUUUCAUCGCGUAAAUUAUAUGUCACUCCUACAGAAAUAGUUUACAAGGUUUCAAGACCUUCAUUCAUACCUUUUUGGGGCACCACAAAAAUUGAGAAGCAUGUUCCUCUUUCCUUGGUGAUUGAUAUCAUUAUUGAACAAGGUUGCUUACAGUCAAUAUACGGAAUCCAUACCUUCAGAGUUGAAAACUUAGUACGUGGAAAAGCUUCUCCUGUUGAUGAUCUGCAGGUUCAAGGGAUUUCUAACCCAGGUCUCCUGAGAAAGAUAAUUGUAAGAGAAGCUUCAAAAGUCAUUCAAGAUUUUGGCAGGAGUUGGAAUAGAACUUCAAUAACUGCUGAAGGAGAUAGCAUCCUUGCUUCAAUAUCGAUGGAGGGACCAACUGUUUUAAAAUCUCCAUCAAGAGGGUUCAAGACUACCAGAUCAUCCCAUUAUGUGUCGAAGGAACACAGAAGUAUAUUGUCUCAGGAACUGCUACUUCAGAAGCUGGAAGAAGUCAAUAGAUCAGUCAAGAAAAUUGAGCAGCUUAUUACCCUAUCCAACCCCCAGAAGUCACCUGAGAAGAAACAUCAAACUGGUAUCUGAACCUAUUUUGUUAGUUCAAGGUUGUGUGGACAAGGGAAAAGAAAUGUGGAUGUGCACUCUGUAUGUAUAAGGUAGGAAAGUAGCUCUGUAAAGCAUGAUUUUCUUGGCAAGAAACACCGAUAUCUGGCCACUUGAGCAGUUUGUAUUUACUAUUAGUUUGAGUGACUCGAGUGAUAUGGGCUCAAUAUUUCGUUAUUUAGGCAUUAACUAGUGAAAAAAGCAAGUCACCCUCAUAUGCUGCAUGAAACAGAGAGGGAAAUGCAGGUUAGAAAGACCAUGACAAACAUGUUUAUGUUUGGGUAUAUAGUAUGAGCAACUAUUUUUUAGUAUUGAUUUAUAAAGUUGCGUAUGACAAGGAAUUUUUUUC